Coregonus clupeaformis (lake whitefish) is the source of this 1890-nucleotide messenger RNA. RefSeq names its product secreted frizzled-related protein 2 like (gene sfrp2l). Gene Ontology annotation, molecular function: Wnt-protein binding. Gene Ontology annotation, biological process: negative regulation of canonical Wnt signaling pathway; non-canonical Wnt signaling pathway; canonical Wnt signaling pathway. The coding region runs from base 388 to 1356 and encodes 322 amino acids. The transcript is spliced from 3 exons. NCBI's taxonomy places the organism in Eukaryota, Metazoa, Chordata, Actinopteri, Salmoniformes, Salmonidae. The record is from RefSeq and is a predicted model, not a curated record.
AUUUUUUAAGAUUCGCGAAGGGUGACUUGUUAUUGUUUUGACUGGGGCAUAGAACCUGCAUAAAACAGACGGGGUGUAAGGAAAACGCAGAACGGAGAGAUGGCAAAAAUACAUCGCUAGCACAGACUCGUUGGGGGCAGGUUCUGGGGAGACUGCUAUCGCAAGAUAAAAGAGCAAAGUCAUCUUUCAGACGCCCCCCGGUCUACAGAGACACUUUACAGCCCUCAAUAACCAUUGCAUUUGAUGUAAGAAGUCGUUUGACGAGUUUGCAUGACUGGGUGACGCCAGGCGCCCUCUCAUUACACAUCAGACUACUAGCUACGUACUUCUCAGGACUGCGGAACAACCACUGCGCUGCUUUGUUUUUAUUCUACACCUGUUGUCAGUAUGGCUCAGCUGAAAAUAUCACUUUGCGUGUUGGUGUCUAUUUGUCUCGCCUCGGUUUUGUCCAUAGACAGCUCCGUUCAGUUUGCGUCCGAAAGUCUCAGUUCCUCCACUGUUCGCUCGGUGUGUAAGUCCAUCCCCAGCACACUUUCUCUGUGCCACGGCGUCGGUUACCGGGAGAUGCGGCUUCCCAACCUGCUGGGGCACGACUCGUUGAAAGUAGCCCAGCAGCAGUCGGCCGCGUGGCUGCCGUUGGUCUCCAAACUCUGCCACCGGGAUACCAAGAAGUUCUUGUGCUCGCUCUUCGCUCCGGUGUGCCUACCGGAGGGGCCCGUGCGCCCCUGCCGUGGGCUGUGCGAGGCUGUGAGGGACGGUUGUCUCCCCGUGAUGAGCGCAUUUGGGUUCCCGUGGCCCGACAUGUUCAACUGCACCCGGUUCCCGUGCGGGACCCAUCUCUGCAUUCCGACCACGACCCGAGACACAGAGUGUGCGCGGAAGGGAGAGGAAGAGGGACACGAGGGGGUAUCAAAGGGAACAGUGAUCUGUGAUGCAUGCAGUCUGGCCGCUGAGGGAGAGAAAGACAUCCAGAACAACUUCUGCAACAGUCCAUAUGCCUUUAAACUGCGUAUCGGGAGUGUGUCUGUGGAGGGCGGUGACCGCAGGAUAGUCCCUCUGGGCCGGAGUCGCAUCCUGAGGUGGGAGGGUGGAGGUGCGGAGAGGGCCGAGGGCGUCGGGGGGGCCAUGGCCUACAGUGCCCUUUGGCUGCAGGAGGGGGGUACCUGCACCUGUCCUCCCCUGGAGGAGGCAGAUGGGGGAGAGGGAGAGGGGAAGGGGUCCCUGGCAGGGGUGUGGUACUUGGGCCUUGCUGGCGCACAGGAGGGCAGGCUCGUCCUCUCUAGUCUGGUGAGGUGGAGGAGGGGGGUCAAAGAACUCAAGAAGUUCAUCAGGAGACUGCUCAAACAACCCUGCUAAUUAUGUCAUCAAACAAGCAUAGAGAGACUUCCCAAUUUGGCCAAUUGGAUGCUGAUGAGAGGACACCACAGCCCUGUUACAUUUCAGCCUCUAGGCCUGGACUCUGUUUCUUCCAUAUCCCGCUCAUAUUCAUAUCACCUAGCUCUGGAGAAGUGGUGCCUUCAUCAUAUCUAUCCAGUCCAUUCAGAUCUAUGAAGACCUGUGGGGAAGGGGCUAGGCAGAAGGGAGACCAUCAGAGGACCAGUGUCUGUGUGGUUGGAUCCAUGUUCUGCACACCUGUCACAUAUGAGACAUUUGGAAAAAUUCAAAUUAUGUACAGUGUUGUGUAUUACUUGCUGAAUAUUAAAGAAAAUGUUUUUUUUAAAUCAAAUGUGAGGACAUGAUUAUGAUUUGUGUGAGCCGAGUCAGAGGACACAGUUACCAGUGAGGCACAGAGCAGCAUUAGUUCCAUUCAAAGCAGAGUAUUAUUGUCUGAUAGUAACAUCAGAGACUGCUGUGUAACAGUGUCUAAUAAACAUUAUAUUGAGCCGUAAA